AGAAACAGCCAUGAAAUCAUCAAAUUCACAGCUUCGGAAAUGUUCCUUACCGGUGGGGGUUCUGUGCAGGAAAUUCCCCUCGAAUACCAGCCAGUCGGUGAGAUCAGAGCCCAGGAUGCCAUCCUUGUCCUCAAUAGACAGUCUGAGCAUCCACCCUGCCAGGGUGGUCAAGGAGGUCAGGGCACUGGUGAUUGACAUGGGCACGGGCUAUUUCAAAGCAGGGUAUGGUGGCCAUGCCAGGCCUUCAGUUGUCAUCUCUUCUAUGGUGGGUAGGCCCAUGCAACGAAGUGCCAAGACCGGGGACAACCGGCAGGAGAACUACGUGGGCAGUGAGCUGAGAACCCCCAUGGAGCUGCGGCUCAUUAACCCCCUCCGGCAUGGCAUCGUGGUGGACUGGAAUGGCGCAGAGGCUAUCCUGUCCUACGUCUUCGAGAAAGAGCUGAAGGUGCGGCCGGAGGACCACGCCGUGAUGGUGGCCGACCCGCCCCUCAGCCCCGUCACCAACCGCGAGAGGAUGGCCGAGCUCCUCUUUGAGACCUUCAGCAUCCCGGCCAUUCACAUCACCAGGCAGUCACUGCUGUCCAUCUAUGCCUAUGGGUGCACCAGUGGGUUGGUGGUAGAGAGCGGCCAUGGCUCAUCUUGUGUGGUCCCCAUCCACGAAGGCUACAUUAUGCCCCACAUCACUGCCAGCGUCGACUAUGCAGGAAGCGACCUCACCAAGUACUUGCUAAAACUCAUCAACCAGAGUGGGCACAUGAUUUGUGCCAGUGAGUACCACCUGUUGGAGCAAAUCAAACAGGAGUAUUGUUACACAGCCAUUGACUUUGACAGUGAGAUGCGGAGUGAGACCAAAGAGUACACGGCACACUAUGAGCUGCCUGAUGGUAAGAUUAUCACAGUCGGCAAGGAAAGGAUCAAAUGCCCCGAGGCCCUCUUCAAUCCAUCACUCAUGGGUUCCAGGGAGGCUGGCCUGCACACAGUGGCUCUGAACAUCAUCAAUAAAUGUGACUGUAGCCUGCUAGAGGAAAUGUACAAAAACAUCCUACUCUGUGGAGGCUCGACCAUGUUCUCUGGAUUCCGUGUUCGUUUCCAGAAGGAAUUAAGGAAACUGGCGCAGGAUAUGAACCCACAAGUGCAAGCAAUUCCUGAGAGGAGAUACUCAGUCUGGUAUGGAGGGUCAAUCCUAUCCUGCCUCAAAUCCUUCCAACAACUUUGGGUUAGCAAAAAGGAUUAUGAUGAGCGUGGACCAUUGGCUAUCUAUAGGAAAUGUUUCUGAAGCUGAAGUUUUAAACAUUUGUGACUUUUAAAAAAAAUGCAAUGCUGAUUUCCAUUGUUGAAUGUAACUUAAAUUAAUUGGAGAAAAACUGGUUUAAAACUAUGGAAACAUAAUAAAGCCUUAUAAUUCAUGUGAUUAUUGAAAUGGAUGAUCAUGGAGGUUGAGAUGUGAUUAAAAAUAAGGUAGAUACCAUUUUGUCACAUGGAUUCUCAUUGGAAUCUGUUGACUUCGGGUAACAGGACUGUGGGCUGUGCAUAGGGUUGCCAACUGUGAUAAAAUGUAUUCCUGGAGGUUUCAUCACAUGAUUUGCCCCUAUGCACCAGCCAUUAGUCGGCCAACACAUCCAUCCUCGUGACGUACUGCCUUCCAACGCCAAUUGGAAAGCAAAAAGACUCAUUACCCAGUUGGAUGAUGCUCUGGCAGUGUUUACAGCCUGUGACAUCGUGAGUUUGUCCUUUCCAAUUAAAUAUUUUUGUACUUCACUAGUGUCUUCUGGAAAGCUACUGAAUGCCAGUCCACAUUUUUGUUUAAACUUUUCAAAUGUCUCUAUGACA
This is a messenger RNA of Carcharodon carcharias (great white shark), 1830 nucleotides long. RefSeq names its product actin-like protein 7A. The transcript has a single exon. The record is from RefSeq and is a predicted model, not a curated record. Bases 11 to 1276 code for a protein of 421 amino acids. NCBI's taxonomy places the organism in Eukaryota, Metazoa, Chordata, Chondrichthyes, Lamniformes, Lamnidae.